AGUCAACCAACUUGAGAGUACUUUAGCUCUUCGCUACAUGCUGCAAUCUAAUUCAAUUAAAAUUAAAACGCAAAUCUACGCAACAAGCAACAAGUGAAAUUGCUCCGAAUUCUCAACGACGACGACGGCGGAGACAAUUAGACAGCAAAACCUCAGUUUCUGUCUAAACGUGGGCAGCAACACAACAAUGAGCGUGGAUGACAACAGAAAAAAGGAACAGCUCGCCAUGAUUCGCUCAUCAUCAAUGCCUGUUAAACCUAAGCCAUUGAAUCCAAGGCCUCUAGCCCGAUCGCCCGAAAAGGAGACGGUCAACGACAACGAAGUCGACUACUAUCCAGAGAGUCCCAGUUGUGUUCGACGUCGUCGAUCCAAGCAGACGCCGGAUCACUUGGAGACGCGCAGCGAACAAAACUUCCCUUACACGCUCGACUGGGCGGGCAGCACCAUUGAGCUGACCCCUGAUGUGGAUGGAGAUGCGGAUGGAUUGCGACGCAGCAUGAAUCGAGUUAUGGACAAGAAUGGAAAUGAGAACGUUGCUUUCCGACGCAUUCCGGAAAAGUCCUGGCGAUAUAUGCGCGAUGUGAUCACCACGCUGAUCGAAUUGGAGUGGAAGUACAUGCUCACACUGUUUCUGGGUAGUUACUUCAUCAGCUGGACUUUCUUUGGAGUACUUUGCUACGUGGUCGCCUAUUCCCAUGGCGAUUUCCUUUUCGAUGCCGUGAGUGGCGAACGCUUGGGAGAGGGCAGCGAGCCUUGCAUUUAUGGUGGGCCCAAUUUCAUGGCCAUUAUGAUCUAUUCGAUUGAGACCCAAACCACACUUGGCUUUGGCGAGCGAUAUGCCAGCGAGGAAUGCCCCGAGACCAUUUUUCUGUUCAUCAUGCAAAUGAUGUGUGCUGUGGCCAUUGAGGGCACCAUGGUUAGCAUCAUCUAUGCGAAAACUGCGCGUCCAGCCAAGCAACUGACCAAGCUCAGGUUCAGCGACAAAGCUGUGAUCUGUUAUCGCGAUGGCAAACUGUGUUUGCUCUUUCGUGUGUGCGAUCCACGCGAACAGCAAUCCAUCGAGUCCAAGAUACGCGUCUACAUGAUUGUGGACAAACACACACGCGAGGGCGAGCUCAUUAAGACGCACACGGAACUGAAGUUGGAGGGGAAUGGCGAGCAGCUGAUUGUCUGGCCGGACAUUGUGUGCCAUGUCAUCGAUGACACAAGUCCUCUGCAGUCAUUUCAAAAUGCCAAGCAGCUGAACGCCGCACAAUUUGAGUUGUAUGUGACAAUUGUGGGCACUUCGCCUACCACAGCACAAAUGACGGAGGCGAAGACAUCGUAUGUGCCGCGAGAGAUAUUUUGGGGGCAGCGUUUUGUGAACAUUAUCCACUACGACGCAACUAAUGAGUGUUACAUUGUGGACUACGAGAACUUUAACACCACCAUCUCGGUGGACAUGCCCGUCAAGUUGACGCCGGCGGAGCAUUUGCAGCAGCUGCAACAGCAGCAACAACUCGAGCAGCUGCAACACACAUACAGAAAAUAACUACUAUUAAUCGCAACACACUUUAUAAUUAGCAAUUCGAAAAUGCCCGCUCGAUUGCGAUAACGAUUAUUUUUCUCACACAUUCAUUAAUAAAGGUCACAUUAUGAGCAUAGCUUUAUCGAUAAGCACUCAAAUCUUUCAAGUGCGCGCCCGAAUUCAAACGAAGAUUAACAUUUCGCCUUGUGUAAAUAGAGACGAGUGCUUGUCAGCUGACAUUUGUAGGUGGUAUGCAGGAGUUAUGGCGAUAUUUGCUCUCAGAAUAAAUAUGUGCAUUGGAAACGCUAGCUACAUACAUGCUUAAUAAAGAGACAACUUUUGACGAUCUAAUCUUAACGAAAUCUAAAC
Drosophila nasuta is the source of this 1876-nucleotide messenger RNA. RefSeq names its product inward rectifier potassium channel irk-1-like. Gene Ontology annotation, biological process: potassium ion import across plasma membrane; regulation of monoatomic ion transmembrane transport. The coding region runs from base 188 to 1531 and encodes 447 amino acids. The record is from RefSeq and is a predicted model, not a curated record. Gene Ontology annotation, cellular component: plasma membrane. Gene Ontology annotation, molecular function: inward rectifier potassium channel activity. The transcript is spliced from 6 exons. NCBI's taxonomy places the organism in Eukaryota, Metazoa, Arthropoda, Insecta, Diptera, Drosophilidae.